This is a messenger RNA of Brassica rapa (field mustard), 2359 nucleotides long. RefSeq names its product L-ascorbate oxidase homolog. NCBI's taxonomy places the organism in Eukaryota, Viridiplantae, Streptophyta, Magnoliopsida, Brassicales, Brassicaceae. Gene Ontology annotation, molecular function: copper ion binding; oxidoreductase activity. The record is from RefSeq and is a predicted model, not a curated record.
ACUUGAUCUGUAAUUGUGGUUAAUGAUAGUGUGUGAAAGAAGUUGCACUGUAGUAAGUAUACAUUUGUUCCACUUUCGCUCAAUUUUCUUGUUGGUGACCCCUAAAAUACCUAUUGAGUUUUCUCACAUUAAAUAAAAUUGUAUUAACUAUUUCAGCUGGACAUAUUGAAUUGUAUCCACAGCAUCGCAUCAGAUCAUAAUUAAAUUAAUUCAUACUAGACCAUGCGCUGCACAACAACGGACUCAUCAAAGACUCUGAAAUUAACAAAAAUCCCAAAAGAAUAUGGGAAGAAACAAAUUCUAGAAAAAUGGUAAACCCAAAAUAGAUGGAGUCGUAGAGGUCAAAACUGAAUAGUCCUAAUAUGGACGACAGGGAGAGCGUAAUGAGAGGACCUAAAGACACGAGAAAACGAGAAACUGAAUUUAAAUGAACUAUAAAAACGUCAUUUAACAAUUGAAGAACAAAAAAAAAAUAAAAACAAACCCUAAACCCAACAUACACUAACCCAUUCGUUUUCUAACACUUGAAAACAAAAAUAUUAUAAACUUUAUUAAUCAUAUAAGGUUCAUUAUUAAUGAAGGGUGGGGUUAAACUAUGGGCCGUGUGCCUAUGUCUGGCGCUGACGACCGUCGUGAUAGUCCAAGCGGAGGAUCCUUACUUUCACCACGUGUGGAACGUGACGUACGGAACCGCAUCUCCUCUCGGUGUUCCACAACAAGUCAUUCUCAUCAACGGUCAAUUCCCUGGUCCUAACCUCAACUCAACUUCUAACAACAACAUCAUCGUUAAUGUCUUCAACAACCUAGACGAGCCUUUCCUCCUUACUUGGAAUGGAAUCCAGCAUAGGAAGAACUCAUGGCAAGCAGGGACUGCCGGAACAAUGUGUCCCAUCCCACCGGGUACUAACUUCACAUACCAUUUCCAGCCAAAGGAUCAGAUCGGUAGCUACUUCUACUACCCUACCACGGCAAUGCAUCGUGCCGCGGGUGCCUUUGGUGGCCUCCGUGUGAACAGCCGUCUUCUUAUCCCGGUCCCAUAUGCUGACCCUGAAGAUGACUACACUGUCCUUAUCAACGAUUGGUACACCAAAAGCCACACUCAGCUCAAGAAUUUCCUAGACAGUGGCCGUACUAUUGGCCGUCCAGACGGCAUUCUCAUCAAUGGUAAGGCCGGAAAAGGCGACGGCUCUGACCAGCCUCUUUUCACAUUGAAGCAAGGGAAAACCUACAGAAUUCGGAUAUGUAACGUGGGUCUCAAGGCAUCUCUCAACUUUAGGAUUCAGAACCACAAGAUGAAGCUUGUUGAGAUGGAAGGCUCACACGUUCUCCAAAAUGAUUAUGACUCACUUGACGUUCACGUUGGUCAAUGCUUUGGCGUGAUCCUUACGGCCAACCAAGAACCUAAAGAUUACUACAUCGUAGCUUCCACAAGGUUCUUGAAAAACGCUUUGACUACCACAGGGCUUCUCCGCUACGAGGGAGGCAAAGGUCUUGCCUCUUCUCAGCUACCAGCGGCUCCCGUUGGCUGGGCUUGGUCUUUGAACCAGUUCCGCUCUUUCAGGUGGAACUUGACAGCCAGCGCAGCUAGACCUAACCCACAAGGCUCUUACCAUUACGGAAAGAUUAACAUCACUCGCACCAUUAAGCUUGUGAACACUCAGGGCAAGGUCGACAGCAAGCUCAGAUACGCUUUGAACGGAGUCUCGCACAUAGACACCGAGACCCCCUUGAAGCUCGCUGAGUACUUUGGUGUUACCGAUAAAGUUUUCAAGUACGACAGCAUUUCCGACAACCCUACCUCGGAUCAGAUCAAGAACAUAAAGAUAGAACCCAAUGUUCUCAACAUCACUCACCGCAACUUCAUCGAAGUCGUAUUCGAGAACCACGAGAGGAGUGUCCAGUCUUGGCAUUUGGAUGGCUACUCCUUCUUCGCUGUAGCGGUUGAGCCAGGAACAUGGACACCAGAGAAGAGGAAGAACUACAACCUUCUAGACGCAGUGAGCAGACACACAAUCCAAGUCUACCCCAAGUGUUGGGCUGCAAUAUUGCUCACAUUCGAUAAUUGUGGGAUGUGGAACAUUAGGUCGGAGAAUUCUGAGAGACGGUACUUGGGACAGCAACUCUACGCAAGCGUCUUGUCGCCGGAAAAAUCCCUCCGGGACGAAUACAACAUGCCGGAGUCAAGUCUCCAAUGUGGUCUGGUCAAGGACAAACCUAAGAUCAACCCCUAUGCUGGAGCCUAAUUUUUUUCUUUAAUUAAUACUUUUAUUUAACAAACAAAAAGAGUUUGGCUUUUCUGUUGUUGAAGUCAGUUUCGAACCCGAACGGAUUAACUUUUUAAAAAAAUGUUUUGGGGGUC